AUGACGAUGGGCAACAACUCCUCAAAAGGCAAGGAGCGAGCCCAUGACCCUCCUGCUCUUCCACCUACCCUCGACCCAAGCCUGGGCCUCAUAGACAAGGCGGGCGACUCCUUGUCUGCAAGGUACGGCAGUCCAGAGCAGUCAAAGGUCGCAAAGUACAAGAGAUCAGGUAGCGGCGUCAUUCUAGGGCUGGACGAGUCACUUCGCAUCCUGCCCGAGAAGUCGGCCUCUCAGUCGACUGCAACCGGAGUUCUUGUUGGGCCAAAGGAUGCGCAUAGGAAGGGCAAGUCGCUGCUUCAAGAUUGGGAAAGGAUGAAGAGGCGUUCAGGCAAGCGCCUGGCUACCCCUAGAGGCGCUGGGAUGCAACGCGAUGAAGACUUCGUCAGCUUGGGAGCCUCUCGUAAACAAAGGGUCAGCCAAGCAACGGCCGUCGUUGAUCCUCUGCAGGCAGGACACGGCGAGAAUCGCUCCUCCUCUGAGACAGGCAGCAGCGACGACGAAAACAGGGGCUCGUACGAUCCAAGGCUGCGGCAACGCCUAUCCGACUUGGACGCAGUAACCCGUGAGCGGCCGGACGAUGUGCAAGCCUGGCUCGAGCUUGCUCAGCUGCAGAGCAGACUGGUUGAGACUGGCCUGUCCAACAGCGUCAAUGGCGACGACGAGGAUAAGAGCGAACGCUUGAAGCCGUCUUCCUCCUCUCGCCAUCGCAGCAACCUGCGCGGUCUAGCUGAAGUGCAACUCUCCAUACUCAACAGGGCCCGAAGCUCGCACCCAACCUGCAAGACCUCCGUCGAGAUCGGUCUCGCACGUCUUCGCGUCAUCAUAUCACAUGCUUUGGAGGCCCCAGCAGUCAUCGAAAAGGAAUGGCGUCGCAUUCUGCCUUCAGAUCCCCAGGUCGUCUGGCCCCGAUACCUCGAGUGGAGGUGUUGCGAGAGUGGAUACUCGACGCAUGACGUGGUUGAUGGAGCAUUUGCGGAGGCCUUCGGGGCUCUCUCUGAGCGUCAUGAUGCUACUGGCACCUUGAUUGGCCUUCAGCAACGCCUCGUCAAGGUGUUACCCAGCGGAGGGUAUCGAGCUCGAGCAUUCGCCAUCUUGCAGGCACAGCUUGAGUACUGCUUUGCCUGUCCAGAGGAGCUCGAGGCUGCCACCGUGGGUGAGAAGCUCGACGCGCUAGAGGUCAUGUGGGAGAGCGAAGUGCCUCGGCUUGGGGAGCUGGGUGCUGUCGGAUGGAAGCGCUGGUGGGCGGACAGGGGGCAGACUAGCCAUGCCAGCUCCUUCAGGCAGGGCUCAUCGGUGCUGUGGGAAAGCCCGCGCUCGCUGCUUGGCCGAUCAGACCAAGAAGCCUCAUCCAGAGAUUCGGAGCUGCAACAAUGGCUACAACGCGCACGUCGCCUGUCGCAUCGCCGGGCCCACCCAUCACGCACGACAGAUUUGCCGGAACUUAUGCUCGGAGAAGGCGAAGUAGACCCGUAUAGCGUCGUCUUCUUUUGCGACGUGCGUCCCUUCAUCAUUACAGACCCGCGCGUGGACAAGGAAGCGGUAUUGCUCUCGAUGCUAGCUUUCCUGGGGUUGACGUCAAAUGAAGCUGCGAUGAGGACGGCGUGGCCGGAGGACCUUGUGGGAGGCGGACGAGCAGCGCCGCGGCAGCGCAACCAGUUCGAUGUGGUAGAAGGCGAGCCGAUGCAGGCGCAGCGUACCAGCCUUCUAAGCGACUUGUCCCUCUUCCCUUUCAGAACAGGCGACCCCCUCAGCAGCGAAGCCCUUUGGCCCCUCCUGCACGGCUUCGCAUCGCUCCCGCCAUCGACAGCCCUUCACCAAGGCGCACUGCAAGCCUCGAUCACCCUCUUAGAGACCCUUCAGCCCUAUUACGACACGCGCUCACUCCAACUCAAGCUCCUCUGCCUCCUAUCAGGACCACAAGUGGCUGCCGCUCAGGCAAAGGAGUUCCUCGCCCAAGAAGGCGAGGCUUGGCCAUUGUGGCGUGCCUUCGCUUGCCUGCAAAGACAACUGGGCAACUUGAAGUCGGCGAGGAAGGUGUAUUGGUCAUGUUUGAUGUCGGAGGGGCUGGUGGCAAGGUGGGGAACGCAAAUUUGGGUCGAGGCGCUUGAGCUGGAGAUCGAGGCCGGGGAGGAGGGCAGAGCUGUACAAGUUGCCGUUGAAGCGCUUGUCAACGACCUUGCUGCGCCUAGUGAGCAGGGAGCAACGAAGAAUGUCCCAACCCCUAUCGACGUGCUCAGAGCCAAGGGCAAGGCUCAUGCGCUAGCUCUGGCAAAGCAAGGUGAUGACGGCGAUGACCCGUCCAAAGUGGAAGCUGCAGCCAUCCUUGCCGGUUGGCUCGAGUACCUCACUCAAGCGAGCAUUGAUCAACGUCUCUCCUCGGCCAUCUGUGCCGUCAACAAGCUCAUUGCUGCCUUCAGCCAAGAUACCCACCGGCAGCUCGGGCUGUAUCGUCUUCUCGGCCGCAUCAUCACCUACCAUCUUUCCCUGCCCAGGCCAGUAAAUAAACCCAGGGAGGUGAGGGAGGUGCUCCUCUCCGCUCUCAAGAUGUGCAAGGACUGCAACGGCCCGGAGCUGGAAUUCAUCUGCCUCCUCGCUGCACAUGAGUCACGCUUCAAGAUCGAGGGCAUUCUCCGAUCGACCGUGGAGGAGCAGCUUCUCUCUCCCCUCUAUGACGGCAAGGAUAUGACUCGUCCGAUCGCCGUAUCCAACUUCUAUGCCGAGCAGCAAAAGGCAGAACGCGACUGGUUGACCGCCCUAUACCUCGAGUUGCACCUGCAUCGCGAUACGGUCAAUGCGCACGCGAUCCGCUCUCUGCUCGAGCGAUCGGUGGAGCAGUGCGAGGCGACCAAGGGAAGCUGUGCGCUUUGGCGCUUCUACCUUUCCUUCGAGCUACGAGUCGCCCUUCUUCGCGAUCAUCACGGCGAGACUACUAGGGAGCGUAAGAAGUUGCGUCACGCUCUCGCCCGCCGAGUCAAGCCUGUGUUCUGGCGGGCGAUUGCAAGAUGCCCUUGGGAUCUGCGCCUGUACGAGACGGCGUUUGAGGAGCCGCUCGUACGUUGCUUCACACGGGAUGAGCUGCUCCAGCUGGGGGCGGUCAUGACUAAUGAGCGUGAUCUCAGAGUGUAUCGGGGAUGGGAAGAGGCGUUAGCACGGGCGGAUGAGAGGGAGGCGGAAGUUGAGCAGCUCAGUGGCAGCGAAAGCGAGGCCAAAGGGGCGUGA
This is a messenger RNA of Jaminaea rosea, 3219 nucleotides long. RefSeq names its product DUF1740-domain-containing protein. Bases 1 to 3219 code for a protein of 1072 amino acids. Gene Ontology annotation, biological process: negative regulation of RNA catabolic process; regulatory ncRNA-mediated post-transcriptional gene silencing. NCBI's taxonomy places the organism in Eukaryota, Fungi, Basidiomycota, Exobasidiomycetes, Microstromatales. Gene Ontology annotation, cellular component: catalytic step 2 spliceosome. The record is from RefSeq and is a predicted model, not a curated record. The transcript is spliced from 2 exons.